CACCAACAUCAGCUCUAUUUUUAGUGAUACCUAACAACAGGAUAUAAAGGCCGAGUUACCGGCGGUUAUGAUUAGAACGUUGAAAACUUUAUGCCUUUGGCUGCAAGAGGUAUGUCGGAUACAGAAUCUUCUUCAAGUUCGGAACACCUGACUCCAGAAAUGGCUUCAAUGGACAGGUUGUUGCAAAAACAGAGAAGUGAGAUUAUGUAUGAAUUGAGAAGAAUUCAACAUGGGGAGAGGCCUGUAUCUGGCACCGAUAGCAGAGAGCAGUUAGAGAGUUUCUUUGCCAAGAGAAUGAGUGUUGCCUCAAAUGAAAAAGAAAAUGCCCCAGCUAAUGUUGAUAGUGUAGAACAACAUAGGCCUGAGUCUAUUGUUGUAGAAGUAAGUGGAUUGUUUGAGCAAAGAAGGGUAUCAUCCAUUUUGCAGUCUGCACGUUUUAGACAAAAUUUAGAAAAUAUCAUCCGAGGCAGUCUUGGUGGUAUACGCAGAAACGAGCCACGCAGGCAAAGCCCCGCAGAUACCACAGAAACACAAAUAUCUGAACUGAGAAGGGCCCCUAGUCAGACCAGCAUUGUGAGUUCAAGCAGCUCCAGUUCUCAUCCAUCAGAUUAUGGAGCUGCAGCGCCCAGACAGACGGCCCCUAACCCCGUACCACCUGUAAACAGGGCAAGAAUACCACAGCCUCCGCCAGCCCCCAAUUCCUUAACUCAGCAGAAUUCACCGCUGGAAGCACAAGUACAGAGGCAGGAAGUUCAACCACCCUCUGAUAAUCACACAUCAGCACAGCAACAACAGGGGGUACCUGUUGAUGAAAGGUGGAUACAGGAUGCAAGAAUUCAACAACAAGUGAAUACGUGGGGCUUUGAGGAAGAUGUAAGGCAAGAAGCUCUUGUUCAAGAAAUCAGUGAACUUCUUCACCGACAGCUAGUCACAUCUGCAUUGGAAGGAGAUAGUAGGCCAUUAUUGGAGAUGCAUAUACAGAAUCGUUUAGCAAACACUAACUCUGAUGGUCGUGCUGUGCAGCAAUUCAUCCAGGCUUUGCCUCCUGCUCCAGUUCCACGGAAUGACUUCUCACACCUUGGAAUUCCACCACCCCAGGGUCUGUUUGAUAACAUGGAUAACAUCUCUGUUGUUAGUGCCACAACUGUACCAUAUCAGCAGACUAACACCUAUCUGAGCCGUGAAAUGCAGAUAAUGAAAGCACAAAUGGAGGAGAUGAAGAACAUGUUGAAGGUCAGCUUUGAGUUGCAGAUGGACAUUCAGCGGGCCAUUAGACAGGAAGUGUCAGCUGCUCUUGUUAAGGCUUUAGGUUCCACUACAGAGGCACCACCUACUGUCAGAUCUCCCCCAGUGGAUGACUCACGCUGCCUUAUCUGUCUGGAUGCUAAUGCAGAUUCUGUACUUUACCAGUGUGGGCAUCUCUGUAUGUGUCAUCCUUGUGGCUUGCAACUAAAGGCUAGAGGAUCAAACUGCCCAGUAUGCAGAGCUCCAAUCAAAGACAUAAUCAGGGCAUACAAGUGCAAUAAGAAUUGAGCGAAUGAAUGACAGACACAAGUUUUCAACAUGCCUGUGAUCUUUGUACUAGUGGCAUAUGACCAUAUUUAAAUUCUUAAUCAAUUUAAUGGACUCUGCAUCAAGAAAAAAUGUCCAUGCAUACAGAAUGAUAUAUUUUAGAUAAUGAGAGAUUAUAUUUAUUAAUGUCAUUAGCUUUAACUGUUUUAUUUAAUACUAUAUAACUUCACACGGAUGUUUAUAGAGGAUUUAGUGUAGGUAUCAUGUGAACAUAUUUGUGCUAUAUUGCUAUGUAAAGCACAGGAAAAUUCACUACAUUUACAAGUGAUAUGUUUAUCAGUUGCGAAAAAAAAAUUUGCAAGAAUAUUGGUUUUUGUGUUUGUGGUCACAUUUAUGCCCUGUGAUAGGGGUUACAAUUUUAUUUAGUUAUUUAUGUAUUUCAUAGGAUUUUUCAUUGAAACAAUAGUUAACCUUGUCAAAUAUGACAAAAUGUUGACGACACUCUACAUGAUUUGUAUACUGGGCAGAUUGAUAUGGAGAAUGAUCAUGAGUUGUUGACCAUGCAGCAAGUCUACUUCUAUUCAGUUUAGUCUAAUUCAAAGGAGAAGUAGGAAGUGCAAUACCAGAACAGCCACAGGAGCUGAUUAUUACUUGAAACGGAUUCAGAGACCUUUACUCUUGAACUGAAUUCUGUAAUUUUGUGCUAAAUAACAAAUCAUUUGUAAAUAGGCUGGUCCCAUGAAUAGUAUUACAACUACUAUAUUUAUGAAUAAAAAAAAAGAAAUUGUCAA
Lingula anatina is the source of this 2303-nucleotide messenger RNA. RefSeq lists its product as uncharacterized. Lineage: Eukaryota; Metazoa; Brachiopoda; Lingulata; Lingulida; Lingulidae. The record is from RefSeq and is a predicted model, not a curated record.